Molecule: messenger RNA, 199 nt
Organism: Acanthocheilonema viteae
Lineage: Eukaryota; Metazoa; Nematoda; Chromadorea; Rhabditida; Onchocercidae
Source: the annotation of a GenBank genome assembly
AUGGAUAAUAUAGAAGGAUCAGGAAAUAUGCUGGAAUGGUCUGAUGAUGAGGAUUUAGGCGGUGAAGGUUCGGGUGGUCAAACUGAAGGAUCCGGUGAUACGGAACAUGAUCAUGAAGAAGCUAUAGCACCAAUUAUCACAGAUGAAGAUGUCCGACAUACAAAAUUAAUCGGUCGAAUUACUACUGCCACACGUAAAG